This is a messenger RNA of Papilio machaon (common yellow swallowtail), 2213 nucleotides long. RefSeq names its product paired box protein Pax-6. Gene Ontology annotation, molecular function: DNA-binding transcription factor activity, RNA polymerase II-specific; RNA polymerase II cis-regulatory region sequence-specific DNA binding. The record is from RefSeq and is a predicted model, not a curated record. The transcript is spliced from 6 exons. Gene Ontology annotation, biological process: anatomical structure development; regulation of transcription by RNA polymerase II. Lineage: Eukaryota; Metazoa; Arthropoda; Insecta; Lepidoptera; Papilionidae. Bases 175 to 1689 code for a protein of 504 amino acids.
GCUGAGCUUCGAGCGAGCGCGUGCGGCCGGCUGCCGUCACUCGUAUGCUUAAGUUGACUUUAAAAACCAAUCGAGUAGCGGCUAUUUGACCGGCUACCGUGGACUGUACCCGUGCCGGUGUGAAGCGUUUGUUGCGUAUGCUAGCGUACAGUUGGGAGACAGUGGGUCUCUACCAUGUUGAUAUCUGCGGGCAGCGGCCCUACGCCUGAGUUCUCGCCCGCCUCGUGCUGCGCUCCCUGGAAGAUGGAGCCGGCGCCUACGGCGUCUGCCGCCAUCUCGCAGACCCUCAAUAUAUCACCCAACGUACCGGUGUCGCCGUCUUCUUCGGGUGGCGGGGCUGGCGGAGGGGCGGGCGGUGGGGCGGGCACUCCUCUAUACCCCGGCGCGGCGUCGCACCCGCUGUCCUCGCUGUUGUCGCAGCAGAGGCUGCUGGAGCUGUCCCGCUUCGGCCUACGUCACUACGACAUCGCGCACCACGUGCUGUCCCAGCAAGGUGCUGUAACCAAAUUGCUCGGUACCCUCCGACCGCCGGGACUCAUAGGCGGCAGCAAGCCAAAAGUCGCCACACCCGCAGUUGUGUCGAAGAUAGAACAAUACAAACGGGAAAAUCCAACGAUCUUCGCUUGGGAAAUUAGAGAACGACUUAUUUCAGAAGGUGUAUGCACCAACGCCACCGCACCAAGUGUAUCAUCAAUCAACAGGAUCUUGAGAAACAGGGCGGCGGAACGAGCGGCUGCGGAGUUCGCGAGAGCGGCUGGCUACGGGCUGUACGCUGCUCCUCCUCCUUAUGGAGGAUUCCCUUGGGGAGGUGGUGGGGGUGUGUGGCCACCCGGAGGACUUCCCCUUCCGCCGGGAGUACCUCCGCCGACCGUCGGGAUGCAACACCCUGACGCAGUUCAGCAGGGAUUUUUGUCGUCUUCGGGACGUGGUCUUGUCGAUGUCGAUGGAGAUGAUUCUGGAUCUCUGGACGGCGAACAACCGAAAUUUCGCCGGAACCGAACUACAUUCAGUCCUGAUCAACUAGAAGAGCUCGAGAAGGAAUUCGAAAAGUCUCACUAUCCUUGCGUCUCAACUAGGGAACGCUUGGCAUCAAAGACCUCACUUUCGGAAGCCAGAGUACAGGUUUGGUUUUCCAACAGACGAGCCAAGUGGAGACGCCACCAGCGCAUGAACCUCCUCAAGCGCGGUGGCGGCUCGCCCUCGCACCGCCUGCCCCACUCCCCCUCCCGCUCCCGCUCCCGUUCCUUGUCCCCUACCCGCGGCCCCUACCAUACUCCUCAGAUGGGUGGCGAGAAUAGCGCGUUCAAAGCUCUGUCGCAUCAAGACACGAACGCACUGAAGGCACUGUCCCACCAGGCGCAGCUGGAGAGCAAUGCACUGAAAGCGCUCACGCAAACACCCUUCGACGGCGGUGCGUUUAAGCCUCACCCCGCACUAGAGAAUAGUGCGUUCAAGGCGCUCGUCCCGCAUUCGGCGGCUGCGGCGCUUCUGGCCGCUCAGUCCAUACAACUAGCUCGAGGUUACGAAUCUCAUUCAGAUUCCGACGAGGAGAUAAACGUUCAUGACGAGAGCGAUGAUGAGGGCGACAGACAGAGGAACAAGACGAGGUCCAGAUCGCCGAGCCCGUGCAGGCAGCGACCGUUGACUUCUAGCGACCUGCCGCUACAACUCACCAAGCACGACCGUUGAUGUUCCAAGACUACAUAAUUUAUUUGUUCACAUGUUCAAUAUACUAAAACCAUUGAUAUCGAAUAUUAUAUUUUAUAUAAAUUUCAUCGUAAGGUGUUAACACUCCUGUUUGCUUGUAAAUUUAUGUAAAUAAUGUAGAGAAUUAAGUUGUUGAUUGUUGUAAUGGAGACUAAUGUUUAGUUGUAAAAGCAAUGCACAAACGAUGUCGCUUUAUUUAUAAACUUGGUAUUGUAUAGACGCUAUGUUGUUAUUAUGUUAAUGAUUUAAGUUAUAAAAUGUGCUUAGUUAAUUUGAAAUGCAUAUUGCAUUAUGUUUGAAUAUAUGUUUUGGUAGUGGUAUUCAAUUAGUAAAAUGGUUGAAGAUGUAAUAGAUUGCAAGGUAUUAAUUACCAAAGUAUCAAAAUGGUGUAAUCACGGUUGGUACAACUCAAUAGUUCCUACACACUUUACCGUGUUAGCCAGGAAUAUAAAUUAAUUUAAAAUAAUAAAAAAUAAUACUGAUUGAUAUUUAAAUAUGUAUUCAAC